AUGGCGCUGCCCUCCCCCUUCCUCUCCCCUCCAUCUAAACCCCCAAACCCUGAAUCCGCGAAACCAGAAGAGCAGGAAGAAGAAGACGACUAUCUCAGCAUGACCUUCACCGACACAACCCCCCUCUCCUCCUCCUCCACCACCACCGCAAGGAAAAAGGAAUCCCUCACCCAAUCCCUCAAGCGCAAACAGCGCGAAUCCGAACUCCGCGCCCACCCGAAAUCCAGGCGCGAACUCGCCCAGGAAGAGGCGCGGAAGAGAGAGGAGGCGCUCGCUACCUCUACGCUCGAUCCGCAGAGUAAGGGGUUCAAGAUGAUGGCGAAGCUGGGCUAUAAGGCCGGUAAUGCUUUGGGGAGGCCAGGAGAAGCGAAUGGCGACAGUGGUUCAGGGUUGUUGGAGCCGGUGGGGGUGGAGAUGAGGGAGGGGAGAGCUGGGAUUGGUGCUGAUGCGGAGAAAAAGAGGAAGGUUAGGGAGGAGAUGGAGGCGAGGGUGGAGGGGGAGAAGAGGGUUAAGGUUGAGGAGGGGGAGUUUAGGGAGAGAAGGAGGCUGGAGAGGGAGGAGAGGAGGAGGGAGGGCUUGAUUCGCGGGGCGCAGGCGGUGGCUCAGAGGCUUGAAGAAGGAGAAGAAGAAGAGGGGACUGGAGAGGAUGGAGGGCUAGGGAAGACUGCCAGGGAUGUGGGGAGCAAGAAGAGGACGACAAAGCCUCUCGGUAAAAUCAAUGUGCUGUGGCGAGGAGCCGUCAAGCAACGGGAGCUGGCUGAGAGGGAUAAACGCAUGCGCUACGAUCUACAUCAGUCAUUGUCACGGCUUCCUACGUAUGAGGAUCCAGAUGAGGAUCAAGAGGAUAGGGUUGCAUUGGGGAAGAAAGAUACGGAGGAGGUUGACCGCGAUCUGGAUGGGGAGGAUGACGAGCUGAACGAGUUCGAGGCGCUUGACAGUGUCGAAAAGCUGCAGAAAUUGGUCCAGUAUUUGAGAGAACGGUGGCAUUACUGUUUCUGGUGUAAGUACCGGUACGGGGAUAGCGGCAUGGAUGGAUGUCCAGGCACAACCGAGGAUGAUCAUGAUUGA
Molecule: messenger RNA, 1068 nt
Organism: Endocarpon pusillum Z07020
Lineage: Eukaryota; Fungi; Ascomycota; Eurotiomycetes; Verrucariales; Verrucariaceae
Exons: 1
Coding region: 1-1068 (355 amino acids)
Cellular component (GO): kinetochore
Molecular function (GO): nucleic acid binding
Source: RefSeq, a predicted model, not a curated record